UUAGAUGAGCCGUCCGUGUGGGUAGAUCUGGUGAGGGCCGUUGGUUUGGAGUUCAGGUCUGUGCUGGAGGUUCGGGCUCUUUCCGACGGAAUAAAUGGAGGUGGAAGGGUAGCCGUGCCGGUGAAACGACAGAGAUUUUGCCGUUGAUUCAUUGUCUUCUUCCCUCAACACUUCCUUCCGCCGGUGGCGAUCAAGCUAUAUGAUCACGUUUGGAAUUGCAUUCUACAGUCAUUGCCAUUAAGGAAACUGCCUAAGUAGGAGUUUCAUGGCAUCAAGACGACAUGUUAGGUACUCUCCUCUUGCUGCAGAUGACAAUGAUGAUCACAUGAAGGAAGACGUUCGCUUUGCCUACAACCCCAAGGCUUUUGACAGAGUUCCAUGGAAAUCAGUAGCUCUUGCACUUUUUCUCCUGGCCCUUGGGACUCUUCUCCUUAUUCUAUCAGUCUUCAUCUUUACAGACCAUAUGGAGGGUGAGCAAUCCCAAGCAUAUGGCCUCUUGGCGCUUGGUAGCCUUGCAUUUCUUCCGGGUUUCUAUGAGACUCGGAUUGCAUAUUACUCCUGGAGGGGCGCACCAGGGUAUCGGUUUUCUGCCAUUCCCAGCUAGUGCAAGUUGCGUGCUGGGGAAUGUGGAAUGUGAUACAUUAUAAAAAUAACAGUUCAACUCCACCUCAAUCUGUCUUACCAACUUUGUUUAGCAUCAGUUCAAAUCUUUUGUCCCCGAAUCCCGUGUCCCCUCUGUCCCACUCGUUGAUUGGACGAGUCAUGUAACAUCUUAAGGAUAUGGUACACAUCACGAGGUUAUCACAUACAUCCGAUCGACAAGACCUCUCUGACAGAAGAUUUGAACUGGUUUAGCAUAGCUUGUUAUGCAACUUUGAUGGUUGCUCACACGUUUCACAAAUUGUCAUGCGUGGAAUGGCUUUGUGAUCUUAUAGCCUGGUAGAUCUUGAGUUUGGAAAUGUUUCCACAAGAAGUUUA
Molecule: messenger RNA, 978 nt
Organism: Zingiber officinale
Lineage: Eukaryota; Viridiplantae; Streptophyta; Magnoliopsida; Zingiberales; Zingiberaceae
Product: transmembrane protein 230-like
Exons: 3
Coding region: 266-604 (112 amino acids)
Cellular component (GO): endomembrane system
Source: RefSeq, a predicted model, not a curated record